Salarias fasciatus (jewelled blenny) is the source of this 2398-nucleotide messenger RNA. RefSeq names its product SERTA domain containing 3 (gene sertad3). Lineage: Eukaryota; Metazoa; Chordata; Actinopteri; Blenniiformes; Blenniidae. Bases 309 to 1226 code for a protein of 305 amino acids. The record is from RefSeq and is a predicted model, not a curated record. Gene Ontology annotation, cellular component: nucleus. The transcript has 2 exons. Gene Ontology annotation, molecular function: transcription regulator activity.
CUGUAAUAUGCCAGUGACCAGAGGGAGGCAGCAGAGCGCAGCGGGACAGAAAAGCGUAGAAGAAGAAAAGCGGCUCCUCCAACCAAACCAGAGGCGGGAGAAGACGAGUUAACUCUGCCACAGCGAGCCGCCGGGAGGCUUUAAACCACCCCGACUCCGUCGUUUUAACAUAAUCAAUCGCUAGAUAUUCUUUGAUUUAACACAUCCGCGGUAUAUCGGGGCAGUUGGAGUCGAAGAGGAGGCUGAAAAGGAAACUUUUUUUCUACCGCUGACUCACCGACGGGCGGCAGUGAUUCAACAGCCCAGAAAUGGUCCCAAAGGGGCAGAAACGGAAGCUUGCAGGGGAUGAGGACGUCUCUGAGGAGAGCGGCUCCGAGUGGGAGAGCCAGCGGCAGUUUGUGUUCUCCGUUUCUCUCACCAAGUACCAGCACAGCCAGGAGCUGGUGGAGCCCAGCCUGCGGCGCUUCGUCCUCAUCUCCAACACUCUGAGGCAGCUCAGCGGGGAGACGUCGGCAGGGACGGAGGCGCCCGGAUGUCCCCCCGCCGCCGCGUCUGGUCCCCAGGUGAAGGAGAGACAGAGCGCGGUCACGGAAAUCCCAGCAGUAAAACACGGCGAGUCUUCAGACUGUGGCGUGAGACGGAGCGUCCCGGGCCGCCAUGCGAGGGGCGCGGUGGCCGUGGACGAGGAGGACUGGGCGUCCAUGUCCACUGAACCCGAUUUCGAAGUUGAGACUGCCAUCGCCUCCAUCCUGUCGGCUCUGGACUCUACCAUUGACGGGAGUCCUCAGGCGGUGCCGCGCUCCCCCCUCAGGUCCCUGGAGAACCUCUCGGAGGGAGGUGCGUCUUGGGAAAAACAGGAACCCCAGGCUUACUUGGAGAGCUGGCAGCCGGAGGCGUGCAGGGUGCAGGAUGGCGGCGUGGCGGUGGCGACUGCCUACCUGAGCGACGUCACUGUGGAGGAUCUGUUCCAGGACAUCGACGCGUCCCUGCUGGAGGCGGACAUGGAGGUGCUCGGGGUGACAGGCGGACACCCGGCCGGAGACGAACUCCUCCGCUACCUGCCGCCCUUCGCCCCUUCCUCGGACUCCUUCGCCAUCGCUCUCAACCAGAACCUCAAGUGUCUGCCGGCGUUCUCCUCCUUCAUCCCGGCAGCGUCGCCGUCCUCCUCCUCUCAGAGAGAAGGGUUCGAGAUGGAGCACCUCAUGGAGGUCCGUGUGGAGUCCUGAUGUCAGGAAGUAACCGUCCACUAGGUCAGUGGACUCAAAGUGAGCUCAUCCGAUCACUGGACGGUCGCACCGGCUGUCCGUCUCCUCUGGUGUAAUAUAGGAAAAUAUGUAGUUUAUUGCAGGACUUUAAAAAGUGCUGGGACUGGUCUGGAGCUGUUGGAACGGUUCCUGUCUAAGACAGGAACCCCUGUCUGCAUGUCGAAGUGUCCUUGGGCAAGACACUGAACCCUGGCAGAAGUGGCGCCACAGUGAAGACUGUGUCUACCUUUAAGCACAUUUUAUGAUUGGAAGCAGAGAGCUGGCCGACAGUGACUCAGCUCAUUAAAGCUCAGGACCGAUUUAAUCAAGCAGAGAUUUCAGCUCAUAUUCAGAUGUUACGCUUUCCUCCAGCAGCCAGACCCGAAUCUGCACCGCAAUGGUCCGAUUGAUCAGACGGAAAUGAAAAGUACAACCAGGGAAAAUGCAGCUAUCGAGCAUCAAAGAACUUCUAUUUUGAAAUCGCAGCGCUGCUUAAUAAAGGUUCGAGUUUUACUUGAAAGUCAAGUUUAUCUCAGUGACUGGUUCCUCAUUUCAGACACGUCCAAGAGAAAUGAGAAUGUUUUUCUUUCCUCUGAAGUUGCACAGCAAAACCAGGAAACGUUUUAUUCUGAAAACCUUUGAGCAGUGAAUGCCAGCCUGCAGGGGGCGCCAGAGAAAAGUCUCUUCCCCCUGGAGUCAGGGUUUGUUCUGCUGCAGAAUCACUGAUUCUACUGUCCAGUGUCGGUCAGUUCGUCACUCAGCAGGGUCACACUUGAAUUGUUGCACGUCAGUUUUAUCUUGGUGUUUUUUGUUUUUCUGCGGCACUACAUGUACACAAAGUGAAGUGGUGUUACCGUUAAUGGAGAGGAGGAGGCAGCGCACCGAGCUCUGUUGAUGGAUUUAAUGGCUCCAUGCUGCCUUCUAUGCAAAGAACUCUCCGACAGCCUCAAACUAUUUAUGAACCGAGUAUUUAGUUUAUUUAAAAGCAUCGACUCACCAACGGUGUGUUCAGGCUCCCUCAUGGCAGUUUAACUCUUUCUACACUCAAUGUUGAUUUGAUAUCGAGGGAAUAAUGCACAGAGAAGCAUGUGGUUACUUUUAUAUGAAAGAAUUCAAAUGUUUACAUGUACUGAUAUUUUUAAUAAAAUGUUGAA